Messenger RNA from Pelagomonas calceolata, 1413 nucleotides. The record is from the annotation of a GenBank genome assembly. NCBI's taxonomy places the organism in Eukaryota, Pelagophyceae, Pelagomonadales, Pelagomonadaceae.
AUGACGGCAUUUUUAUCACCCUCUGGAAAUUGGCAGCAUGGCCAUGGCAGCACAAGACGCCGUCGCUGCCGCAUCGAUGCGGAAAACAAUGCGAUGAAGUGGGGCAGCCUCCUAUGGCUCUGCUGUUUAACAGCUGGAGAGAUCGGCCGCCAGCCCAAGCCACCCUUGACGGAGGAGCAGAAGCGCCGCCGCCAGCAGUACAUCGCGGACAAGAAAGUUAAACGCGCUCGGCAAUUAAAACGCAUGCGCUGGGAGGUGCAGCAGCGGCGCCAAGCUGAAAGGGAAGCGACACAACCGCUCACGUCGGAGGAAAUUGCGAGGGACGCCGCGAGGACGCGCCGCGCGUCACUAUGGCGCCUGCCGCACCUCCCGCCAACGGACCACAUCCCGCUCGGCCCGCGCGAGCCGCGCUUCGCGCUGCGAAGUUUCUACGUGUCGCGAAAACAUAAAAUUGCGUUCUGCGCGAUCCCGAAGGUCGCCUGCACGGAGUUCAUCCGCCUCAUGUACCGGUUAGAAGGUGAUGUUCAUUGGUGGAAGGACCCCCACUUCCGCACGGACGCUUCUACUUUACUGAAGAGAGGCGAUGAAAGGGAAGCAGAGCACAUACUGAACGACGCGAACUGGACGAAAGUAGCAUUUUUGAGAGAUCCGGCGACGCGGGCGUUAUCCGCCUACUUGGACAAAUUUGUGGACUCGCCUUCGCGGGGCAUCCACGGCAAUUAUGGUUUGAGGCACUUUGGGCGGGAGCUGAACUGGACGGAGUUUGUCGAUACGCUUGGGAGUGAGAAUACCGAUAGGUACAAGCCCGAGGGUUUACAUGUUGGUUCGAAUGCGCACUGGAAGCCCCAGCGGUUUCACUGUUCGCUGGAAAAGUUUCUGACGAAGUAUCAGUUUAUUGGGAGGUACGAGUCGCUGCGCGACCACGCGGAGAUGCUCCUUAGAUCUUUAAAUCUGUGGGACGCGUACGGUUCAAAAGGUUGGGGCCACCGCGACAAGCGCCAGCGGCUCAUGCCCAAACCAAGUGAUAGUAUACCGGUCCGGGAUUCACUCUUUGCGCAGAAGGCGAAACAUUCCACUAACGCCGACGCGCGGAAAGCUUCGUACUUGACGCCGUCUAUUUUAUCCAAGCUGAGAGAGAUCUACGCCAUGGACUACGAGAUGCUCGAUGCUAUUGAUGCGUCGCCCGAUCCCGGGAACGGGGCUCGCUGGUCGCCGCGGCACCGUAAUUUGUGUGACGGCGUCCGGCGCGACGACCGGCGCAUGUUCGGCGCGUGGUGUGGCUUCGGGUCGCGGGCGCGGAUCGCACGGGAGGAGCAGCGGGUCGUGCUGCGGCCUGAAAUGCCGUCGACGCGCGCGCCGUUGCGAAAGGACGGCCUGACGCUCCUGGACCGGCGCGACGCGCUUCAAACGUAG